Messenger RNA from Psylliodes chrysocephalus, 3155 nucleotides. The record is from the annotation of a GenBank genome assembly. NCBI's taxonomy places the organism in Eukaryota, Metazoa, Arthropoda, Insecta, Coleoptera, Chrysomelidae.
UUUAAGUAUGCAUUAAAAACCAAAAGCUUUUAUCCAAAAAGUGACUUCGUUCAAAGCUAAAUAUUACCGUACCAAUUUUCAGAGAAAAUUACAAUUUAAUGCCUUUCUCGUAUGCUUUUAAAAUAUUUUCUCUUCAAUUAAUCCUCUAGUUAAAGCUAUCAAAAUUUUAUAUAGAGUAAAUGGCAUCGAAGACCAAUGCGAAAGAAAAACGUAAAGAAAUUUUUGAUGACGAUGUUGAUAGGUAUAUUUCUACAGCGAAAGUUAAAUCAGGUAAGGAUGGAAGCAAAGUGACGACAGUAGUAGCAACACCUGGUCAAGGUCCAGACAGGCCGCAGGAAGUCUCUUAUACAGAUACCAAAGUAAUCGGAAACGGCAGCUUUGGAGUCGUUUAUCAGGCCAAAUUAUGUGAAACUUCGGAGUUGGUAGCCAUUAAAAAAGUACUACAAGAUAAGAGGUUUAAGAAUCGCGAACUACAAAUUAUGAGAAAAUUAGAACAUUGUAAUAUAGUUAAACUUAAAUAUUUCUUUUACUCUAGUGGAGAUAAGAAAGAUGAGGUGUACCUGAAUUUGGUUUUGGAAUACAUCCCUGAGACCGUGUAUAAGGUAGCACGACAUUAUAGCAAGUCAAAGCAAACUAUACCUAUCAGCUUUAUAAAGUUAUAUAUGUACCAAUUGUUCCGUUCGCUAGCAUACAUUCAUUCAUUAGGUAUAUGUCAUCGGGACAUAAAACCACAAAACUUGUUGUUAGAUCCAGAGACUGGAGUGUUAAAGUUGUGUGAUUUUGGAAGUGCGAAGCAUCUUGUAAAAGGCGAACCUAAUGUAUCAUAUAUCUGCAGUCGUUAUUAUAGAGCACCAGAAUUAAUAUUUGGUGCAAUUGACUACACGACAAAGAUUGAUGUUUGGAGUGCAGGGUGUGUUUUAGCAGAGCUACUUUUAGGACAGCCUAUUUUUCCAGGAGACUCUGGAGUUGAUCAGUUGGUGGAAAUCAUUAAGGUGUUGGGAACACCUACCAAAGAACAGAUUAAAGAAAUGAAUCCAAAUUAUACAGAAUUUAAAUUUCCACAAAUCAAAUCGCAUCCCUGGCAACAGGUAUUUCGUGCACGAACACCUCCAGAAGCAAUUGAAUUGGUAGCCCGACUAUUAGAAUAUACACCAUCUUCGCGAAUUAGCCCUUUACAAGCUUGUGCACAUUCUUUCUUCAACGAAUUAAGAGAACCAAAUACUCGCUUGCCCAAUGGAAGUGAAUUACCACCGUUAUUUAAUUUUACUGAACAUGAACUAAAUAUUCAACCAGCACUUAACUUCGUACUUCUGCCGCGAGCUGGUCAAGAAGCUACUAGUAGUCCACAGGAAGGGGCUGCUUCAUCUACUGCAAACCAAGAAAAUGCCGAUUCGACGUCUACCCCCAUUCAGGCAGCAGCUGGAUCCGGUAUAGCUUAGUUAGUCAAUCCCUUUUCCUUCUAUUCACCUAAGCAGGCGCUCUAUGUGCGGCCCAUUCAUAUUUAGAGAUUGUGUGUGAGAGGACAGCUGUAUUAGAGAAAUUAUUAUCAAUUUAAUAUACGUGCGUUGUAAAGAACUUACUUAUUUGCGCAGGAUGGGCUAAAAAACGAGAAUACCUUUGAACUACAUCUGUGAUUUUUAGUGCGGUCAAUAAAUGAGGUUAUGGAUGGGUUAGGAUCGACCGAUGCUGAUGAGUAAUGGGUCUAUACAGAUAAUUUAGAGUGCUUAAAAUGGCAUCAAAAUGUUAUUAUUGUGUUGAAAUAGAUUUACAAUCAAUACUAUUUAGUGUUUUAUUUGUCAUCUUAAUUUAAGUUUUAUAGGCGAUAGCACUUUUUAACAUUGUGAUUUUUCUCUACAUAUAAGUAGUCUUACUUAUAUUUUACUCCAACAGUAUAAAACAAAAAUAAUUGUAUUAUAUUCUUUUUUAUACUUAGUCACAUUAAACUGGCUAUUAAAACAGUUACACACAAUAAAUUUUAGAUAAUCAGCCACUCAAUGUAAAGCAUUUAAAAGGUAAUAGAAACCUACCUUUAAACCAAACUUAUAAUUUAUCAUUUUUAUUCAACAAUUUUUAUGACAGGAUCAGAGUCUGCUAAAGACUAUUGUGUCGCGGCAACAAUUUAAUAUUGAAGAUGAAAUUUGUGCAUUGGCUGCUGAUAUUGUGGCCCUUUUACGCUUAAUCGAAUUAGUAAAAUUGUUUUUAUCAUUCAAAUACUACUAAUAAAACCCUAAAAAAAGGUAAUCACUAAAACUAUAUCAAAUUAAAUUAUCAUGUAUCGGCCUUACUUUUUAAAAACAAUAUCAGAAUCAGUCGAUUCCCUGUCAUUAGAAGUUGGUUAGGGGUACGUUUGUUUUUUGGCUCAUUUUAUAUGGUAUUUAAUAAUGCCUAAUUUCUUUUAUUUUUCCUUUUGCUUUAAUUUUUACCAUGCCAAUUUAAUGUUGACAGUUUUGUGUAUAUUUGAAAAGUGAUAUCGGUAAUAAUUAGACCAAUAUAAUCUGCACAAUGGAAAAAGCAUAUUUUAUAAAUCAUUAAAAAUAUGUUUCAACUUGGAUCACAAAUCUACUAAUCAGUCAUACUAUGUAUAAUGUCAUCAAGGGUACUAUUUCUGAUAAACUUACGUUUACCUAUUAAUAGUUUACAGAUUUUCAGUGGUAUCAACUGAAAUAUUUUGAAAUAACAUUUCAAAUUUCAUCCUUUCACGUUUAAAAAAUGUUGAAGUAUAUUAGCGAUUUAGGGGGGGGGGGUCCUCAUCGCUUAUUUUAUUGGAUAUGAUAAUAAUAUCAUUUAUGCUAGCUUAAAACAAAAUAAAUGUUUUCUUUUUGAUAAGAAAUUUUAGUUAAAAUUUAAUAUUUGGAUGAUAAAAUGGGAUCUAAAUUAAACUAUUGACUAAUACAAAUAGAAAUGAUUGGAAGGUUUACAGAUCAAAUGGUCAUUUAUUUCACUGUUAAAAAAGUUGAUUUUAUUAUAUUUCCAUAUUUUGGAAGAGUAUCAGUGAUAUAGAUAGAAAUUAUCAACUAAAAAUACUGAAUCAAUUUUUUUUUAUUGGAAAAUAUGUACCUUAAAUAUCUUACUAUUACCGAAAAUCCUGUAGCAUAUUGAAAAAUCUGGUCAUUUCUUUUUAUUAUUAUAUUGGCAAAACAAUAGUAAUGUGUAUA